CCCGCACGGCCGUACGGGACCGGCUUCGGGGAGGAAUCGUUGGGCGCCGCUGCCCAGCCCCUCGGCCAUGAGGUCGGUGAGCUACGUGCAGCGCGUGGCGCUGGACUUCAGCGGCAGCCUCUUCCCUCACGCCAUCUGCCUCGGAGACGUCGAUAACGACGGGUUGAACGAGCUGGUCGUGGGUGACACGAACGGGAAGCUGUCCGUGUACAAGAACGACGACAGCCGGCCGUGGCUCACCUGCGCCUGCCAGGGCAUGCUGACUUGCGUCGGGGUCGGUGAUGUGUGUAACAAAGGAAAGAACCUGGUGGUGGCAGUGAGCGCCGAAGGCUGGUUCCACUUGUUCGACCUGAAGCCCACCUCCAAGGCCGCGGACGGCUCCGGACACCACGAGGCCCCGGCGGGGGAGGAGCAGCGGCCCGCCUUCAAGCAGCACAUCCCGGCCAACACCAAGGCCGUGCUGAUCAGCGACAUCGACGGAGACGGGCGCCGAGAGCUCGUGGUGGGCUACACGGACCGCGUGGUGCGGGCCUUCCGCUGGGAGGAGCCGGCCGAGGGCGGCGAGCCCCCGGCGGGGCAGCUGGUGUCCCUCAAGAAGUGGACGCUGGAGGGUCAGGUGGACAGCCUGUCGGUGACCGUGGGCCCGCGGGGCGCGCCGGAGCUGAUGGUGUCGCAGCCGGGCUGCGCCUACGCCGUCCUGCUCUGCACGUGGGGCCGGGACGCGGGGGCGCCGCCCGCCCCCCAGGAGCCCGCGGAGGGCGGCAGGUGAGACCCCGCCCCCCGGGACGUGGUGCCCCACCAGACGUCGGGCCGGAUCCACAACAAGAACGUGUCCACCCACCUCAUCGGCGACAUCGGUGACGGCCCCGAGCGCGGGGGCUCCGGCCUCUUCGCCCUGUGCACGCUGGAUGGGACCCUGAAGCUGAUGGCGGAGGCCGACAAGCUGCUGUGGUCCGUGCAGGUGGAUCACCAGCUGUUCGCGCUGGAGAAGCUGGAUGUCACGGGCAACGGGUGCGAGGAGGUGGUGGCGUGCGCGUGGGACGGACAGACGUACAUCAUCGACCACAACCGCGCCGUGGUGCGCUUCCAGGUGACGAGAACUGCGGCCUUCUGUGCAGGCCUGUACGCCUGCAAGGAGGGCGGCAACAGCCCCUGCCUGGUGUACGUCACCUUCAACCACAAGAUCUACGUGUACUGGGCCGUGCGGCUGGAGCGCAUGGAGUCCACCAACCUGCUCAAGCUGCUGGGCGCCCGGCCCGAGUACCGCGGCCUGCUGCGGGAGCUGGGCGUGGAUCCCGACGACCUCCCCGCGGCCCGCGGCCUGCUCCACCGCACGCUCUACCACCCCGCGCGGCCCCCGCCCGGCGCCCCGGAGCCGCCCUAG
This is a messenger RNA of Perognathus longimembris pacificus (Pacific pocket mouse), 1384 nucleotides long. RefSeq names its product integrin alpha FG-GAP repeat containing 2 (gene Itfg2). NCBI's taxonomy places the organism in Eukaryota, Metazoa, Chordata, Mammalia, Rodentia, Heteromyidae. Gene Ontology annotation, biological process: regulation of TOR signaling. The record is from RefSeq and is a predicted model, not a curated record. Gene Ontology annotation, cellular component: KICSTOR complex.